This is a messenger RNA of Vicia villosa (hairy vetch), 2064 nucleotides long. Its product is annotated as protein SRG1-like. The record is from RefSeq and is a predicted model, not a curated record. Bases 782 to 1873 code for a protein of 363 amino acids. The transcript has 4 exons. Lineage: Eukaryota; Viridiplantae; Streptophyta; Magnoliopsida; Fabales; Fabaceae.
CAAGACUAAAUUGGUUUGUAAAAUAUGACAAUUUAAGAAAUAAAGAUUUUUUCAAGAGUGAAGUUGUUGAUGGUGUGGGACUGUGGAAUCAUAUUAAGUCUUUGUAGCUCAUAAGGCAUGGAGGUUUUUUCAUUUGUAACCUCCAAACUAAGGGUAGCAAAUCAGGUCAGGCUUAUCGGGGUAUGUCUGUUCUGCCCGCACUUUUCUGCGGAGUGGACCAAGGUUUUAGACUCCCACCUCUAAUAUGUUCGCCCCGCCCCACCCAGCCUGUUUGUUUUUUUGCAGGGUUUUGUGGGCAUAGACACUAACACGAAUUUUGCAAGUUUUAGCCUUUAAGGGUGCAAGACCUGCAUGUCCACCUCACACUGGUUUUUUUGCGGGGCGGAUCAAGAUUUUGGGCUUGCACACAAGACAGGUAGGCGGGCAUACCUACCGUUUGCCAACCUUACUCCAAACAAUAUUAUAAACCCUUAAAUAUGUUUGCAAUUUGCAUUAUAUUUUGAUUUCUUUAUAUGAGGCAAUUUGUUCAUAUCCCAGCUUACCUAAGCAAUUAAAGUUUAUUUCAUUUGGAAUUUCCAGAUCAUAGGUUCGAUAGAACCUAAACAAGUACAUUAAAAUACUACUAAACUUGAUAAUUUCCAUGUGGACUGACUAGGCAGAGGUAUAUUUAUUUCUAAAGAAUUUCAAGAUUCCCUCAACUAACAAACACAAAAAAAACUACAUAAAUGUUGUAACCUUUCAAAGUUCUCAAAGCUAACAAUCUACACCAAGCAAACAAAAGAUGAGUUUCAACAUGGAUGAAGCACCCAUUUUUGCUCCAUCUUUACCAGUACCAAAUGUUCAAGAAAUGGUGAAGAUGAAUCCUUUUCAAGUUCCUCUAAGAUACAUGAGGAAUCAAGAAGAAAUGGAGAAAGUAAAUUACAAGCCUCACCUUUCUUCUGAGAUUCCUGUCAUUGAUUUAACACUGGUUUCAAAUGGGAAUAUCGAGGAGAUGCAGAAACUUGACUUAGCAUGCAAAGAGUGGGGUUUCUUUCAGAUAGUGAAUCAUGGCGUGCAAAAAGAACUCAUGCAAAAUAUGAAAAAUGUCACAUACGAGUUUUUCAAACUUCCAAUAGAAGAGAAAAACAAGUAUGCAAUGCUCUCAAAUGACGUACAUGGUUAUGGACAUGCUUAUGUAGUUUCCGAAGACCAGACACUCGAUUGGACAGAUACACUCUUCUUACUCAUUUAUCCCAACCGCUUCAGAAAGCUUCAGUUUUGGCCAAAAACUCCGAAGGAAUUCAAGGAGAUUACAGAGGCCUAUUCAAGUGAAGUGAAACGAGUUGGUGAUGAACUUUUGAGUUCUUUGUCUGUUAUUAUGGGGUUAGAGAAGGAUGUUCUUGUUGGAUUACAUAAAGAAGUACUUCAAGGUUUACGCUUCAACUAUUACCCUCCUUGUAAUGCACCUGAGGAAGUGCUAGGUUUGAGUCCACACUCAGAUUCAAGCACCAUUACUUUACUUAUGCAAGAUGAUGAUGUACCCGGGUUAGAAAUUCGACACAAGGGAAAUUGGGUACCGGUUACUCCUAUAUUAGAUGCUCUAGUCGUCAAUGUUGGCGAUGUGAUAGAGAUAUGGAGUAAUGGAAAAUACAAGAGUGUAGAGCACAGAGCAGUGACAAAUAAGAACAAGAGAAGGACAUCUUAUGCGACAUUUUUGUUCCCUCGAGAUGAUGUUGAGGUUGAGCCUUUUGAACAUAUGAUUGAUGCUCAAAACCCCAAGGUGUACCAGAAAGUUAUGUAUGGAGAUUAUUUGAGGCAAUCCUUAAAAAGAAAGAUGGAGGGAAAAGCACACACUGAUGUGGCAAAGAUAAAGGAACAUCUAAUAGAGGAAUAGCAAAUUUAAGUAAAUGUACUGUUUGAGAAAAAAGGAUAGUUGAAAAGUUUGUAAAUUUUCUUGUUGACAAUUGUGUUUGCAUAAUGCUCAACGAAUAUCAUCAUGUUUGUUAAAAAAAUAUAUCAUUUACAUCAAAUAGGAUGGAGUUUGUAUUUAGAAGUUAUCGAAUUGACAAAUUUUAAACAACCAUC